GCGUCCUCGCCGCGCACAAAACUUUACGUAGUGACUGUGUUUGUGUUGUGAUGCGAUGUGCGGAACGUAAGCGGUGAUAUGUAACGCGUCGCCACGAUGAGCAGGAGGGGGCCCUUCCGGAGCUUCGCCAUCAGCGUCAUACAGAUCAUCACUAUUAUAUGUCAAGUGCUAACGGAGGAGCCGCGGUUCGCUGAGCCGAUACCGAAUGUGACAGUGGCGCUGGGGCGGGAUGCCAGCCUGCCCUGCGUCGUCGAACACCUCGGCACUUACAAGGUGGCGUGGAUCCACAUCGACCGUCAGAUGAUCUUGACGAUCCACCGUCACGUGAUCACGCGGCUGGCGCGCUUCAGCGUCUCCCACGACAACGCCAUGACGUGGCUGCUCCACGUGUCGCAGGUCCAGCAGGAGGACCGCGGCUACUACAUGUGCCAAGUCAACACCAACCCCAUGAUCAGCCAAGUGGGCUACCUGCAGGUUGUAGUGCCACCGAACAUUCUGGAUGAGGAGAGUACGCAGUCGGCGGUGGCGGUCCGCGAGAACCAGAACAUCAGCCUCGUGUGUAAGGCCGACGGAUUCCCGGCGCCCAAGAUCAUGUGGAGACGAGAGGAUGGGCAGCCCAUCUCAGUAGAUAGGAGGAAGAAAGUGACGGUGUACGAGGGCGACACUCUUAGCCUGCAGCGCAUCAGCCGCACGGAGAUGGGCGCGUACCUGUGCAUCGCCACCAACGCCGUGCCGCCCUCCGUCUCCAAACGGAUCAUCGUCGACGUCGAGUUCUCCCCCAUGAUCUGGGUGCCGAACCAGCUGGUCGGAGCGCCAUCAGGCACCGACGUCACCGUGGACUGCCACACCGAGGCGCACCCCCGCGCUAUCUCCUAUUGGGUCUAUGACAACGUUAUGGUGUUGCCUACGAAGAAGUACGCUAUCAACACCGAAGAGAACUCUUAUAGAGCGCACAUGAAACUGACAGUGAGAAACCUACAGUCGGGUGACUUCGGCAACUACCGCUGCAUAUCCAAGAACUCCCUCGGAGAGACAGAGGGAUCCAUCAGACUAUACGAAAUCCCGAUGCCGUCGACAUCCCCGAAGGCAACAGAGAUGAAGAGCAACGCGAAUAAAGAGUCGGCGCGCCGAGCGAACGUGAGCCGCGCGACGAACGCGCUCGGCGCGCCGACGGAGCGGCCGAGCGUGGUGCGCGCGCAGCUCGACCGCAACGACCGCAACGACCGCGCGCCCGUCUACCGCCCGCCGCACCCGCACCACGCCUCAGGCACGCGCAACCUACAGUGCUGGCGGCGCUCGAUCCUGACGAUGGUGAUUCUGGUCCACAUAGACCUAAUUCCCGACUUGCCCUUCUGUUUCUAAGGCAUCUAUGAUUUAGUCUUCAGUGAUCUACCGUUGACGUGCUAUAGCUAGGGAAGUCGCAUAAGAACACGUGUGUUACAUCCCUAGUAUAGUACCAUCGAACAAAUUGAUAAUAUAUAUUAUGCAGUUGACGGACC
Molecule: messenger RNA, 1499 nt
Organism: Aricia agestis (brown argus)
Lineage: Eukaryota; Metazoa; Arthropoda; Insecta; Lepidoptera; Lycaenidae
Product: lachesin-like
Exons: 11
Coding region: 97-1362 (421 amino acids)
Cellular component (GO): neuron projection
Source: RefSeq, a predicted model, not a curated record